AUGCAGUCGAACGACGACCGAGCUCCCAAGAGGGGAUCGUCAGCCGCUGAAGAGCUGUCGAGGAACUUAUCACUGGCUCUCAUGGCGGCUACCAGCGGAGGCGUCAGAGGCUCGAGGGGACUACCAAAUCUCCCAGCACAAGCAUCAUCAACGCCAUCCUCAGCGCCAUCGAAUCAAGGAGUCGCUUCAUCCAACUUGAAUGGAGGUCCAAAGCCCGGUGCAUUGGCGGCGGCAGCAGCUGGUUCUGGUGGCCUCUCAUCUCGCGCGUCAUCAUCGUCGCCGUCCUCGACUUCGUCUACUUCUGGGGACGAAGGGGGCGCGAGAUCAAAGCCGUCUACUACGGCUUCCGCGUCUCCCGUGGAUGAUAACACUCAGAGCUCUUCCAAGAAGAAGCCCAAGAAAGAUCGGUCCAAACUGAGAAAGGGGAAGUGGACGGUUGAAGAGGAAGAGUACACUACCAGGAUUAUCCAUCACUUCAGCACUGGACUUCUGACCUUGCCUGAGGGCGCAACAUUGCGCUCCUUCUUGGCAGAAAAGCUGAACUGUGACCCAAUGCGUAUCACCAAGAAGUUUGCGGGGGCUUCCUGUCUGGGACGAAGAGUAUUCCAUCUCAGGAAUCGCCCACAGCCCAGCUACGACGAGAUCCAAAUGGCCCGAAAUGAGCUUGAUCAGUUGGAGCAGAGGUUUCGACUUCGGGUGGAGCAUGGCUAUGGAGGCAUGCCCCUGACCACUCCUCCUGGAAUGAUGCUCAAGUUUGCCACUCCUGCAGAGAACCCCCCUCCCAGUGCUGUAUUGUCACAGGGGCCUGUAGCUGUGGCCCAGCCAGUUCCCUCCCACAACAAUGCAACGGCUGCCGCUGCAACAGCUGCAGCGACAACCUUCUUGCAGAACUUUGCAGCGGCUGCAGCAGCCGCGGCUGCGGGCGCCAAUCCCUCUCCCGCGCCAUCGUUUCCCUUCCAGCUUCCAACGCCAGCGGCACCUGCUGUCCCUCCGGUUGCUGCAGCUCCCCCCACUGUACCUGGGCUACCAGGACUUGCUGGGGCACCAGGAGCUCCCCAGUGGCUGUUGCCGGCUCCUCCAAAUGCUCCAGCCCCAGCCCCCAACGCCGCCCCCUCAUCAACUGGUUCUUCCAUGGAUGCUUCCGUUCGAGCUGUGAACGAUGCAGUCACGAACUGGGCUUGGGCUCAGGUGGCUGCAUCCUUGUCCACUGCUCUGCCUCAGCUGACUGCCGCAAACAUCCAGCAGCAGCAACAGCAACAUCAGGCUCAGCAGCAACAACAGCAGUUGAUGGCAUCACUCUCCACUGUUUUCCCCCAGCUGGCUGUUGGAAACCUGCAACCGAAUCAGCAGCAACAGCUUCAGCAACAAGUCCAACAGCAAGUCCAGCAACAGGUCCAACAGCAAGUUCAGCAACAGGUCCAACAGCACGUGAUGCAGCAGCAACAGCAAGCACAGAAACAGCAAGCUUUGCAGCAGCAACAGGCAGCAGCCCAGCAGCAACAGGCUACGUUGCAACAGCAAGCCCAACAGCAGCAGAGCACGUUGCAGCAACAGCAGCAGGCUCUUCAACAGCAACACUUGCAGGCCUUGCAGAAACAGCAAGAGCAAGCACUGCAGAAACAGCAGGAACAGGCCAAAUUGGAGGCAAGGCAGCAGCAGGAACAACAAGAGAGGCAACAGGAGCUCUUGAAGAAGGCUCACGCAGACGAAGCCAACAGCUUUGCGAUGCAGCUAAGAGAAGCGUACGAGAAGCAGCUCAAAGCCAGGGAACAGGUCGAAUCCGACACCAAGCCCGUCGCCACUGCAACGGUGGCUGUGGCGGCUCCAAUGGCACCCGUCCAGGCACCAGUGCAAGAAGUGGCAAGGUUGCCGAAGGACAAGCCAAAAGUCAAACAGGGAUCAGAGUCUGCAAGGCCGCGCAAGUCGUCGGACGGGUCUUCAAGAGACGGCAAGUCAAAGAAAUCAAGCAGGUCCAAAGACAAGAAGAAGGACAAGGCUGCAAAGCUUGCCAAGUCAGCAGAAGCGAAGCAACCCACGGCGGAUGGUGAUCUCAAGCCGAAGCCAAGGUCAGAGCAAGAAUUGCCAGGGCAAGUGGCGCAAAAGGAGGCGCCCGGCAACGGAGGCAGAACGGAAGAAGAGGAAGCAGCUGGCACGAUUCUAAUCGGCUUCUUGAGCUCACUAAGGGAUUCCUAUGAAGACGCUGUGAGGAAGAAGGGGACCACGCCCGCGGCUCCAGGCCAAGCCGAUGUCCCAGCAAAGAAGGUCAAGAAGCGUCUACGAGUUGAAGCGGAAGCAAGCUCGAAAAAGCAAAAGACGCAGCAGACAAAGAGUUCGGUCAGCAAGCCAAACGCCGAAAACUCCAAACCGAAAGCCAGACCUACCUUUGCAGUUGACAAUGAUGGUGCUGCCGAGAAGCCAGAAGCCACACCAAAUAAGGCUCCAGCAACCAUGUCAGCUGCUUCGUCGCUGGCUGAUUCUUACCGUCAGUUUACGGCAACUUCGCUCCAAAACCGCCGUACCACUAACCCUGCCUAUGUAACUGAUAUGUCAGCUUCAACAUCGGAGACAUCCUCUGGCAACAACUCGACAAAUCCAGUGGAGAGUUCAUUGGAAGACUCGGACUCGAAUUCCGAUAAGUGCGGGGACAUCAACUCUGAUGACAAGGGCAAGGCCGAUCAGUCAUCAAGUGAAGACGACGACAAGGAAGUGGGGGACAGUCCAGGAGAACAUUUCAGAAGCAAAGGACCCCCACGUAAGCGCCUCAAGUCGAAGAAGUUGACGGAUGAGAACAAAUCCACGGCAGGACAAGCUGUCGCAGUGGGAGGUAACCAGCAGAAAUCUGCUGAUUGA
Seminavis robusta is the source of this 2850-nucleotide messenger RNA. The record is from the annotation of a GenBank genome assembly. Lineage: Eukaryota; Bacillariophyta; Bacillariophyceae; Naviculales; Naviculaceae.